Acanthisitta chloris (rifleman) is the source of this 1947-nucleotide messenger RNA. It is a transcript of the gene SLC9A8, whose product is annotated as solute carrier family 9, subfamily A (NHE8, cation proton antiporter 8), member 8. Gene Ontology annotation, cellular component: Golgi apparatus; membrane. Gene Ontology annotation, molecular function: sodium:proton antiporter activity. The record is from RefSeq and is a predicted model, not a curated record. The coding region runs from base 1 to 1947 and encodes 648 amino acids. The transcript is spliced from 16 exons. Lineage: Eukaryota; Metazoa; Chordata; Aves; Passeriformes; Acanthisittidae. Gene Ontology annotation, biological process: regulation of pH; sodium ion transport; proton transmembrane transport.
AUGGGCUCUGCCCGCCGGGAGCUCUGCCCGCGGUCCUCGCCGCGCUCUCGGACCGACAGCGGGUUCAUCGCACUUAUCGGCGUGGGUGGGCUAGCUCAGGCUCUCUGUGUCAGGCUCAGCAGUCAUCAGCUCCCUGAGUCCGAGCACCCAGUGUCUGUCGGUGAACAGAGACAGCAGUUAAACAGUGACCUUAGCGACCUGUAUAAUCACGUAUCUUGUUAUCCUGACAGGUUUGCAAAUGUCACCCAUGAAGUCCUCAAUGCCACCCUCCACACCACUCUGGCUGCUACGACCAAGCUGGUGGCACCUACACCUCCCAAACCCAUCCUUCCCGUUCAGACUGGGGUCCAGGCACAGCAAGAGGAGCAAUCCAGUGGCAUGACCAUUUUCUUUAGUCUUCUUGUUUUAGCUAUCUGCAUCAUAUUGGUGCACUUACUGAUAAAAUACAGGCUCCAUUUUUUACCAGAGAGCGUGGCUGUUGUGUCCUUAGGUAUCCUCAUGGGAGCUUUUAUAAAGAUCAUCGAGGCUCAGAAGCUGGCCAACUGGAAGGAAGAAGAAAUGUUUCGCCCAAAUAUGUUUUUUCUGCUUUUGCUUCCACCUAUUAUAUUUGAGUCUGGAUAUUCAUUGCACAAGGGUAAUUUCUUUCAGAACAUUGGUUCCAUCACACUGUUCUCUGUGUUUGGCACUGCAAUAUCAGCUUUCAUCGUAGGUGGAGGAAUCUAUUUCCUGGGUCAGGCUGAUGUAAUUUAUAAACUCAACAUGACAGACAGUUUUGCAUUCGGCUCUUUAAUAUCUGCAGUUGACCCUGUGGCUACUAUUGCCAUUUUCAAUGCCCUCAACGUGGACCCUGUGCUUAACAUGUUGGUUUUUGGGGAAAGCAUUCUCAACGAUGCAGUCUCCAUUGUCCUCACCAACACAGCAGAAGGCUUGACAAGGGAGAAUAUGUCAGAUGUAAGUGGAUGGCAAACCUUUCUGCAGGCACUGGGAUACUUCCUGAAGAUGUUCUUUGGCUCUGCAGCACUUGGCACACUGACUGGUCUGAUUUCUGCAGUGGUGCUGAAGCAUAUUGAUUUAAGGAAGACACCUUCCCUAGAGUUUGGGAUGAUGAUCAUCUUUGCUUACCUUCCUUAUGGACUUGCAGAAGGGAUCUCACUCUCGGGUAUCAUGGCAAUCCUCUUCUCUGGCAUCGUGAUGUCUCACUACACACACCAUAACCUGUCCCCAGUGACACAGAUUCUGAUGCAGCAGACCCUGAGAACUGUUGCUUUCAUGUGUGAAACCUGUGUGUUCGCAUUUCUUGGCCUGUCCAUUUUUAGUUUCCCUCACAAGUUUGAAAUGUCCUUUGUCAUCUGGUGCAUAGUGCUGGUUCUGUUUGGUAGAGCAGUGAAUAUUUUUCCACUCUCCUAUCUGCUCAACUUCUUCCGUGAUCAUAAAAUCACCCCCAAGAUGAUGUUUAUUAUGUGGUUUAGUGGUUUACGUGGUGCCAUUCCCUAUGCCCUGAGCCUCCACUUGGGCUUGGAGCCCAUCGAGAAGCGUCAGCUGAUCGGGACAACGACGAUCAUCAUCGUUCUCUUCACCAUUCUGCUGCUGGGGGGAGGGACAAUGCCCCUCAUCAGGCUCAUCGACAUCGAGGACUCCAAAGCACGCAAGAGGAACAAGAAGGACAUCAACCUUAGCAAGACAGAGAAGAUGGGAAACACCAUAGAGUCUGAACAUUUAUCGGAGCUCACAGAGGAGGAGUAUGAAGCCCAGUACAUAAAACGCCAGGACCUCAAAGGCUUCAUGUGGCUUGAUGCCAAGUACUUGAAUCCUUUCUUCACCAGAAGACUCACACAAGAAGACCUGCACCACGGACGCAUCCAGAUGAAAACCCUCACCAACAAGUGGUACGAGGAGGUUCGGCAGGGCCCCUCGGGCUCCGAGGAUGACGAGCAGGAGCUGCUGUAG